ACAGAGGAACUUACUGAGACCUAGAAUAUCGCAAAGGCCGCGCGAAGCUUUCUCGAAAUCAUGUUUUAUCAGUGCAACCAUGGGUUUCGAAAUCUCCUGUUGGCGUAACAGUAUAAAUGCGCUGGAGUUAGUGUGGAUGUAAACCAUUUCGGUUGGAAGAAUCACAGGGAAGGGAGUUGAGUUGACACUCGGGGCCUGAUACCACGGAACUAAGUACAGUAGUUUGAAAUUAGUGGAGUAAUGUCUUCCGAACUUGAGGCUUAUGUACGCGAGUUGGUAAAGCGAUAUGCGACCGUAAAUCUGGGAAUUAAGAAUCCAAAACUUGUAGUGAGCGCGGCAGCCAGGAAUGGUGAUAAUUUUGCGAGUGAUGUAUCUAGAGUGGAAAUUACAGAUGGUGAUCGAAGUGAUAGUGAUGAAGGCUCCAACCAAGAGGAAACGCAUAGAUCGUCAAAAGUUCAGCUCAUAAUAAAAACAUCACCCCAGGAUGCCCUCCGUCGUCAAAUGUACAGCUCUUCCCUUCAAUUCACCCGCGAACAUUACACCUACAACACCGUCUUUCCGGCUCUUGAAAAAUUUCAAAGGCAAUAUCUUCUGCAAUCACAAAUCUUCGCCCACUAUCCUAAAAUACUACAAUCCAGCAUGGAAGCAACCAAGGAAUUCAUUAUCCUUGAAGAUUUAUGCCCGCUACGAUAUCACACAUCCUAUCGACCCGAGGCGUUAAGCUUCGCAAAAUGUAUGAGCGUAAUUAAAACACUAGCCCAAUUUCAUGCAAUAUCCUUCGCGUACAAGGAUCAAAGACCCGACGAAUUCGAGAAAUUAACAAACUCCUUAGUCGAGAUUACGUUCAAGGAUGGAGAGAAUAAAAUAUUGGAUCCAUUUUUGUAUCGCUUCAUUGAAUGUGGUAUCUUGACGUUGUCGGAUAGCGAGGAGGAUCGACGGGUCAAAGGACGUUUGGAGCAAUUUCAGGAAGUUUAUGCAAGUUUGAUGCGUGAGUGUGUGGACGCGAAGGAGGAUGCAGUUAUAUUGCACGGGGAUUGUUGGAUGAGCAAUUUGAUGUUUCGAAAAGAGUUGGACGAAAUUGACGUAAGACUCAUUGACUGGCAAGGGACUCGAUACGGGUCGCCAGCAAUUGACCUUUCUUACUUUCUUUUCUGUUGUGCAGACUCCAAAGUGAGGGUGGAAUUGCCAAAAAUUCUUGAUUUCUACCAUGAAGAACUUAUUAAAAGAAUUACCGAGUUGGGGAGCGAUGGCGCCAAGCUGUUUAGCCAUUCAAAUCUAGAAGGACAUAUGAAGAAAUAUGCCCGGUUUGGUUUAGGAAUGGCAAUUCUAACACUUCAUGUCAUAACCUGUGAUCCGGACGAGAUGCCAAAUAUUAAGGACACUGUACAAAAGGACGAUAGUGCCCAGCAGGACAAUAUCAUAAAUUACCUGAUCUCCAAACCAGCAUAUCGUGAGAGGAUGUCAGGAGUAUGCCGAGAUGCGAUUAAAUAUGGAUACCUCUAAAAGUUGCCAAAUAUUUGAUAUUUUCUACAAAUGUA
Molecule: messenger RNA, 1538 nt
Organism: Hermetia illucens (black soldier fly)
Lineage: Eukaryota; Metazoa; Arthropoda; Insecta; Diptera; Stratiomyidae
Exons: 4
Coding region: 241-1503 (420 amino acids)
Source: RefSeq, a predicted model, not a curated record